GGAAAACACGCAAAUAAAUGCACCUCAUUGACUAUUAAAUUAGUAAUGCAUUAAUUAAGUAAUUAAUCACAUCUAACUAUAUAUAUAAAUCCCACCCUUCUCCAUCUUAUCAUCACAGUCCAAAUUCUCUCUCCCUCUCUUCUUUCUCUCUAUCUCUUAUCAUUUAUCUCUCUCUAACGGCGAGGCAAUGGGUUUUCCGGUGGGAUAUUCCGAGCUCCUUCUCCCAAAAAUCUUCCUUUACUUGCUCUCUUUCUUAGGUUUGAUACGUAAACUCAUCUCCACAAUGUUCAAGGUCAUUGGUCUACCUGAUUUCUUAGAACCUGAACCGGUUUCAACCUCAUGGCCCGACCCACCACCCACGUUGACCAAACCCGAGUCUGCAGCGAUACUAGCCGGUGAGAUGUUACCGGUUGUUAGAUUCUCGGAUCUAAACCGACCCGAAUCCGAAUGUUGUGCAGUGUGUCUAUACGAUUUCGAGAAAGACGACGAGAUCCGACGGCUGACGAAUUGUACACAUAUAUUCCAUCGGGGAUGUUUGGACCGUUGGAUGAUGGGUUAUAAUCAGAUGACGUGUCCACUUUGUCGUACGCAGUUUAUACCUGAUCAUCUGCAACUGGAGUUUAAUCAAAGACUUUGGUCUGAAUCUUCUGGAGCUCCUCAACUUCUUGAUGAAUCAUCAUCUAAUUAGGACAUAGUUUUUUCUUCCUUUUCUCUUGAAAGGGAAUUUAUAUAAUUAAUUAAAUCUUUUUUGUACUUUCUUUGGGAAUUGGGUUUGGUUCGAGAUGGAUGUAAAUAUAAAAAAAUAGUUAGUGGUUACAGGUUAGUGAAAAAGAAAGAAGAAGAAAAUUUGUACUUAUCCAUCCCUGAAAACGAAGUGUAAUCCCCUAUAUAUUAA
Molecule: messenger RNA, 895 nt
Organism: Arabidopsis lyrata subsp. lyrata
Lineage: Eukaryota; Viridiplantae; Streptophyta; Magnoliopsida; Brassicales; Brassicaceae
Product: E3 ubiquitin-protein ligase RHA1B
Exons: 1
Coding region: 188-688 (166 amino acids)
Biological process (GO): protein ubiquitination
Molecular function (GO): ubiquitin protein ligase activity
Source: RefSeq, a predicted model, not a curated record